Messenger RNA from Dracunculus medinensis (Guinea worm), 231 nucleotides. The record is from the annotation of a GenBank genome assembly. Lineage: Eukaryota; Metazoa; Nematoda; Chromadorea; Rhabditida; Dracunculidae.
AUGGUUGGAAAUGCUACACAUUGGAUAGGCCUGAGGAAAGUGAAAGGCAAUUUCCAAUGGUUCAAUGGAAAACGCUACAGAUUCGCCUACUGGAAACCAGGUGAACCCAAUGAAGGUGAUGCUGCAUCUUGCGUUGCUACAAAUGCAAUAACUGGCCAGUGGUUAGACUCAACCUGCAACAAAGUUACAGACAAACGCGGUAUUGUAUGUGAAAAACAUGCGCUAGUAUAA